AUGGUAGGAUUUGGACGAGGUAGAGAUGCACGAGGUGGAGGUGGAGGUGGUCGUGCAGGUGGCAGUAUUGGAGUUCAUGACAGUUCUACAGCGACGUCAUCCUACAGGGCUAAUGCACCAUUGACAAGGCUUGAGCGCUCUUCUCAACCACAAGCAUCUCGGGUACACAUAUUAGCACCUUCAAAGACGAGACAUUCAAGUCAACCUUGUCAAGAACCUAAUGGAUCACAGUCAUCAAGAAUUGUUAUCGAAAGUGUGCAUCCCACUGUAGAGACUGAAAGUGUUGCGGCUUCUUGCAACAAAUCCAAUAAAGGAAGAGGGAAAUACAAAUCUUUACUUGUAGAUAUGAAAACUAAGCAUGGUAGUAAAAUUUCUAUUGUCAUUCCAGAUGACAUUGAGAGAGCUGUAGGUCCCGGGUCUAGGGACAUUUUUAACUAUUGUGGUUUGAUUAUGUGUAGCACUAUCUUAUUUAGAGAUGGUGAUUGGCAAGAAAUAAUCACAAAACAUGGAGAUGCGAUGUGGUUGAAGGAUAAAUUUGAAGCUACCGGAGUUCGAGAGCAUGUAUUGCAAGCUCUUGUGGUCAAUACUAUGAAAAGGCUUUUAAGAACAUGGAAGACUCGAUUGCAUGUUGAAUACUCUCGCUAUGCUACUGAUGAAGAGAGAUUAUCUCAUAGGCCAAGUGAUGUUACACCUGAGGAUUGGGUAUUUUUGUUAGGACAUUUUGGAAGUCCAGAACUCAAGGCUGUGAGUCAGCGAAACAAAAUAAACAGGGGAAAACAAAUAACUAAACACUCAUGUGGCUCAAAGUCAUUUGCUGUAGUGGAGGAAUCAACCAGAAAUCCUGUUAAUGGACAAAAUGCACCACCGGAUCGAGUUUGGGAGCUCCAACAUACUCGUAAGAAUGACAAAGAAGAAUGA
Nicotiana tabacum (common tobacco) is the source of this 918-nucleotide messenger RNA. The record is from RefSeq and is a predicted model, not a curated record. NCBI's taxonomy places the organism in Eukaryota, Viridiplantae, Streptophyta, Magnoliopsida, Solanales, Solanaceae.